GGUUGUUAGUUUGAGAUCCAAAUGAGACUUAGAAGGUAAGGAUGAGAAAACUGAGAAGAGUCUUUAAACCUCUCCUGGGAAGAAGCAGGUCCUCUAGUUUCAGACGUUUAGUUCAAAACGCUUUGGAGCACCUCGAAACCCUAAAGAAGCUUCGGCAUGGCCGGUACGUCGAAGAUCGAAAGGACGCUGCUCGUCUCCUUCAUGAAGGCCUUCCCAAACUAGCCCUCUCUCGGUGCGAGCAAAUGAUUCGACACCAAAAUCUAAUGGAUGCUUAUGGCAUGAUGGAAGGGUAUCUGAAUCUGUUGAGGGAAAGAUUGUACCUCCUUGCACCUGGAAGAGAGUGCCCUAAAGAAUUGGAGGAGGCAGUGUCGAGUGUGGUAUUUGCAGCUUCAAGAUGUGAGGACUUUCCAGAGCUUGAAGAGAUUAAAUCGGUAUUGAGUUCUAGAUUUGGCAGAGAGUUUGCUGCUCGUGCUGUUGAAUUACGCAUCAAUAAUACUGUAAAUCACUCC
Molecule: messenger RNA, 509 nt
Organism: Cucurbita pepo subsp. pepo (vegetable marrow)
Lineage: Eukaryota; Viridiplantae; Streptophyta; Magnoliopsida; Cucurbitales; Cucurbitaceae
Source: RefSeq, a predicted model, not a curated record